Papaver somniferum (opium poppy) is the source of this 2037-nucleotide messenger RNA. RefSeq names its product protein OBERON 2-like. The record is from RefSeq and is a predicted model, not a curated record. Lineage: Eukaryota; Viridiplantae; Streptophyta; Magnoliopsida; Ranunculales; Papaveraceae. The transcript has 5 exons. Bases 307 to 1719 code for a protein of 470 amino acids.
UUCAUUUUGCACUCGUGAGGUGUGAAACUAGUCAUAUUAUAAAUAACCCAGUUUUCCAUCAAGCGCUAGGUAACACGAAUUGGGCCACCAAUGGUUUCUUUUGUUGAAAUUGUUAAUCACUCGCGUUCCCUCCCUGAUUCCUUUAGUAAAAAAAGAGAAAAUUAGGGUUCAUCAGAAGAUUCUUCGCUCUUCUUCAAAAGAAAAACUAGGGUUCACUUUUUGCUCCUUGUUCAUUUGUUUUUCCUCCCGAAUCGGAAAAUUCAAAGAUUGAUCGGUGAUUCAGAUCUGAGAUCGUUACGUUAAUCAAUGAAUGCAAAACAUCUAGUGGUUGGUUCUGGUUCUCCUAGUGAGAAUAGUGGCUCUAAGGCUGUUUUGGAAAUAAAUGGCCUCGUUCUCAGACCAGUAGUAUCCGGUGAAGCAGGUGAAGGCUUACCAUAUGCUCCUGUUAAUUGGCCUAAUCCUGGUGAUAUUUGGAAAUGGAAAGCUGGAAAAAGGAAAAGCGCUAAUGGGCUCAUGCAAGAUAGGUACAUAUAUCUUCCGCCAAGUUUACAGAAGACUGCGGAAGGGAGGAAGGGUUUUGCAAGCAAGCUUUCACUUCUAGAGUUUAUCAAGAAGGAAUAUCCUACUGUAGAUUUGGAUGCCUUCUUUGCUACUUUUAGUUGGAAAAUGCCUUCGACAGACUAUGACCCAGAUGCAAGUGGUAGUGGAUUGCGUAAACCAUAUGGAUCUAAAAUAAAGUCUGAGACUAUGAAAUGUAGAAUCGGAAACAAGAAGUGCAGUCUCCAACAAUCAACAAAAAAACGCUCUUUACCAACUAUAGAUUGUGAUAUUUGCUGCAGCGAGAGUGGCUUUUGUCGUGAAUGUUGUUGUAUACUUUGUUGCAAGACUAUUGAUUCAGGAUAUCAAGGUUACAAUUUUAUUAGAUGUCAAGCAAAGGGAAGCGAGAACUUGAAUUAUGUGUGUGGCCACAUUGCUCAUAUUGAAUGUGCUCUACGCACUUACAUGGCUGGGACGAUAGGAGGAAGCAUUGAGCUAGAUGCUGAAUACUACUGUCGACGUUGUGAUAAGAGAACAGAUCUCAUACCUUAUGUAGAACUAAUUCUUCAGACCUGUGAAUCUCACAACUCUAAAGAUGAUAUUGACAAGAUUCUAAAUAUGAUAUUCUGUAUUUUGCGUGGUUCAAGAAAAGAAAAGGCAAAGAAGUUAUUGAAACGUUCCAAUUUGGUGCUGGCAAAGCUUAAUGGCGGAAAUUGUCUUGACGAGAUAUGGAAUGUGGAAGAUAACAAUAUCUCAGGAGUUUCUGCUGGGAGUCGGGAAGUUGUUGAGAGUCAACAUCCUAAAGAUUCCAUUGUAUACAUUACUUCAGAUCACCGGGUUGAUUCCUCGAAACUUGACGAUGAGAUUAACAAAGUUCUUGCAGACUUGAUAGAAUCUCAGGAGGAUGAAUAUAGAAUUGCUAUGGAUAAUCUAAAUGCUCAGAAGAAAGUGCUUUUGGAUUUGUAUCAACAGCUGGAAACGGACAGGUCUGAGUUAGCUAAACGAACGUCAUCAGAAAUAGACCAAGGUGUGGAUAAUCUUAUCCAUGAUUUCUCGAGCAAAGUUAAUCAGAUAAAAAUCGAGGUCGGGAAACUCAAAGAAAUGGAAAAGGUAGCCAAGGGAUUUGGAAUGGUUCCGAAAGACACUUUGAAAGCACACUUCGGCUUGCAAAUUGAGAACUGAAGAGUGAUAGAAACAAACAAUUUUGCAACUUUAAUGCUUCUUUUACUCCUUGGACAUGUAUGUUACUGUAUCUUAGUUGUACUAUAAGGAACCUUGCUGAAACUAUGAGCACAGCGAUAAGUACUCAUACGAGGGACUAAUACCCCUCGUCAGUCAGGUGUUCAUCAGGUUGAUUCUCAAAUAUAGGUGUAAUAUACACACCCACAUCAUUCUUCUUCAACAAUUGUGUGUUUCUAAUCUGAUUGUUUCUCUGUUAAUUAGUUGUUUGAAUUCCAUUAUGAAACUGUAACACCAAUGUGACAUGGAUUUCCUUCCAAA